AUGCGUAAUCCGAGUAAACCGGAAAGAAACUCUGCAAAGCGAGCAUCGGGGCAUGAGUUGAUUACGCUUGCGGCCACGCCCGAAGCCUCGGAACGCGUGUGGCUACGUCCGGAGCCUCGCGAGACGGGCUUCCUACGUCAUCGCCAACACAAAGUUUCGCGGGUGAUUCGAAAUAAAAUGGCUCACCGAGGCGACAAUGAGCUGACAGUGGAUAAGAAAGCAGUGGAAGAGGCAUUGAUCAACAUGAUAAUAGUAGAUUGCCAGCCCUUCAGUUUUGUGGAGGACACAGGGUUCAGGAAGCUUAUCCAAGCUUUUGACCCUACAUAUGUUCUCCCCACCAGGCAGACUUUGAAAGCCAUGGUGGAGGAGAGGUACCAGCAGGCAAAGGAGAAGGCCCAAGAACUUGUGGCAAAGUCCUCUGCAGUGAGCAUAACCGCAGAUAUGUGGACCAGCAUCAACACGGAUGCAUAUCUGGCAGUCACUGGUCAUUUCAUUGAUGAGCACACCUCUCUGCACUCAGCUGUGUUAGGUGUGCUCCAUUUCCCUGACCGCCAUACAGCUGAGAACAUGGCUGCCGUUAAAUCGGCACUCAUGGCACAAUGGGGCAUUUCCACCAAAGUCACUUGCCUUGUGACAGAUGGUGCAGCCAACAUGGCUGCAUGUGCCAAAGACCUUCAUCUGCGCCACACAAUUUGUGUGGCACACACAUUAAAUCUGAUAGUGAAGAAGGCUCUGGCGGAAAACACUGAGCUGUCUGAGAUCUGUCUUCAGUGUAGGAGGAUAGUUGGCUACUUCAAAAGCAGUACCACUGCAAAGACAAGGCUGACUCAGGUGCAGGAGCAAAUGAAGCCUACAGAGCAUGUGCUGAAGCUCAUUCAAGAGGUGGAGACACGCUGGAACAGCACCUUCCACAUGCUGCAACGCAUGUACUACCUCAAGGAAGCCGUAGGAGCAGCCUUAGCAGGCCUACACACUGACAUUACCCCACUCACGUCCCACCAGUUGAGGCUCAUUUCUGAGAGUCUGCAGGUGCUGUCCCCAUUUAAUGAUGCCACCGUAGAGCUCUCAGAGGAGAAGAGAGUGUCUGGGUCCAAGGUCAUUCCACUUUUGGCCAUGCUGCACCACACCUUGGAGGAUGACAUGGGAGCCAUACAAAUGGAGGAGAGCAAAGCAAUGGCUGAGGGUCUUAAAAAACAACUGAGGGACAAGCUCUACAACCUCCAAGCCAUGAGCGUCAUGUCACUGGCAACACUGCUGGAUCCCAGGUUCAAGAAGAUAGGGUUCUUUAGCCCCAAUAAAGCACAAGAGGCUGAGAGGAGGCUCACAGCUGAAUGUGCGGCAGUGAUCCGGCACAGGGCAUCUUCCUCCUUCUCCUCCUCAAACCCAUCUUCAUCAACACAACCGGACACAUCAGAAGGUUCCCAGCCUGUGGAGCAAGGUGACAAACUGUGGCGGCGAUUAGACCACACAGUCAUGCAGAGGAGGACCCAGAGCAGGACCCAGAGUGAGAGCGCAGAUGCAACUGUGGAGGUGCACACUUACCUGGGGGAGCCCAACACUAGCAGGAAGUCAAAUCCCCUGGACUACUGGGAGCAGCAUAAACAUAUCUACCCAAACCUCUACAAACUGGCAAUAACCCUUCUAUGUACCCCGGCCUCAUCCGUCCCAUGUGAAAGAGUAUUUUCAAAAGCAGGAGAAAUCCUAUCAAAAAAAAGGAACCGUCUAAAGCCCAAAACUUUGGAAAUGCUAAUUUUCCUAAAUAAAAAUGAAUGA
This is a messenger RNA of Corythoichthys intestinalis (scribbled pipefish), 1773 nucleotides long. Its product is annotated as E3 SUMO-protein ligase ZBED1-like. The transcript is spliced from 7 exons. The record is from RefSeq and is a predicted model, not a curated record. NCBI's taxonomy places the organism in Eukaryota, Metazoa, Chordata, Actinopteri, Syngnathiformes, Syngnathidae. The coding region runs from base 1 to 1773 and encodes 590 amino acids. Gene Ontology annotation, molecular function: protein dimerization activity.